Plodia interpunctella (Indianmeal moth) is the source of this 7056-nucleotide messenger RNA. It is a transcript of the gene Mgtor, whose product is annotated as Megator. The coding region runs from base 27 to 6719 and encodes 2230 amino acids. The transcript has 14 exons. Gene Ontology annotation, cellular component: nuclear pore. NCBI's taxonomy places the organism in Eukaryota, Metazoa, Arthropoda, Insecta, Lepidoptera, Pyralidae. Gene Ontology annotation, biological process: mRNA export from nucleus; regulation of mitotic spindle assembly; protein import into nucleus. The record is from RefSeq and is a predicted model, not a curated record. Gene Ontology annotation, molecular function: structural constituent of nuclear pore.
UUUUCAGUUCAGUCAGUUCUGUAAAGAUGGAGGUUGAGAGUGCAGAAGCCGAUGCUAAAAAGCAUUUAGAAAAUGCUUUAUCUGAACAGGAACUUGCUGCUUUGCCGAUUCCAAUUGCAGAAAAAAUUAAUGCAUAUAUUGACCACCAAUUUGAAGAGUAUUUGACAUCUAGAGCAUUACACGAGACCAGCAAAUCCCAGAUCGAAGACAAAAUUGCCACUUCAGAAGCUACAAUUCUGGAAUUAACAGCAAAAUAUGAUGAUGCUGCACAGAAACUAUUAGCUGCUGAUGAAUCAAUAACAGAUUUGAGUAAACAAGUGGAAACACUCAAUGCUGACUUAGAGAAAGCUCGUGAUAAAAUAGGCCGAUUGGAAAAUGAAAUUAUAUCACUUAAAAGCUCACGAGAUGCUGCUAUUGACGAAAGAAAUGACCUGACACGCAUUUUACAACGGCGCGAUGCUGAAAUUGAGAGACUAACUGCAAAUGAAACUUCAAUUUCACAACAGUUGCGUUCGGCUAUUGAUGCAAAAUGUGAGGCAUUAGCCCUUAAUGAUGAAAUUCAAAGUAAAGAACUGUCUCUUCAAUACAGAGAGAAGAGAAUUGAACAAGAAAGAGUUCUUUUGAAUUCUCAAAUAUCUGGACUUACUGAAGAGGUGAAUAGACUCACUUCUGAACUUCAAACAUCAAGGCUUAACAGUACAAGUAGACUUGUUAAUUUAGAAACUCAGUUAGCAGAAAAGGUCGAGGAGCUUGCUGUGGCUAAAGACACAAUAACACAAUUAAAUGAAGUGAAGAAAAAUCUUAACAAUCGUGCUGAAAGUUUGACACAAAGAUUGAUGGACCAAAGGGAAUUAGAAAACAAAAUCACUGAAAACUACAAAAAAGAAUUAGAUGCCAAAAGUAAAUUGGCAGAUUUGUUCAAAACCAUGAAUGAUGAUGCAGAGGCAAAAACACAAGAACUAACUGAAGGAAUUUCUGAACUACAAAAAAUGUUAAAUGAAGCUACUGAAAAGUAUGGUGAACUUGAAACUAAGUAUAAACAAUCUGAAUUAGAUCAUGAAGACUUGAUGGAAAAGAAAAAUGAAGUUAUUGCUUCUUUGAAGAAUGAACUAGAGCAUGCCAAUGACUUAUUGAAAGCUGCAAAUGCCCAUAAUCUUGACAUGGCUUUAAGUGAUUUAGCUCCAUCUGCUGCCACUGCCAGUAAACUUUUGAAAUCAGGAAUGUCACUAACACAAAUUUAUUCCCAACUGGUCAAAGUCACUGAAGAUUUAGCUCAGGAAAAAGAAGAAAACCGGCGUCUAAACAUUACUAUUAACACUAUUGUUCAGGAAUUAGAAGAAAAAGCACCUAUCUUGCAAAAACAGAAAGCUGAAUAUGAGGAAGCUCUAGAAAGCAACACAGCAUUGACCCAACAAAUUGACUCAUUAGUCAUUGAGUGUAACAGACUUAGGGAUGAUUACAGUGAAUCAUCUAAAAUUGCAAAUCACUACACUAGGGAGAAUUCUAAAUUAAAAGGAGAAUUGGCAGACUUAGGUCGCCAGGUAUGUUUCUUACUGAAAGAAAUUGAACAUAGUCGGGGAGGACUUUUGCCCAAUGGUGAUCAUGAUUCAUCACAUACUGCUUCAAACACAACAAAUUCAUCAGAACUAAGCUCAUCACGAAUAAUAUCUAAAACUCUUGUAACCUUCAGUGAUAUUCAAGAACUGCAAGCAAACAAUCAGAAAUUAUUGAGAAUGGUUCGUGAAUUAACAGAUAAACAAGAAGAAUUUGAACGUCAUAAAGAUCAAUUUGAAAGUGGAGAAAUGCAAAGUAAAAUUGAGGCUUUAAAGGCUAGAGUAACUGAAUUGACUGAAGCCCAAGAAAGACAAACUAAAAUGGUUAAUGGACUUAUAAGGCAGCGGGACAUGUUCAAAAAACUGUAUCACGAUCUCAUGAAAGGAAAACGACAUGAGUCUAUCUCUGGUUUGGAUACUUCAGAUUUAGAAAAAGGAGAUUCAUGUGCUAUGGACAUAUCUUCUGAGAAGCUUAAUAAAUCUGCAACAGUUGAAAGUAAUAUCGAAAUCAAGUAUAAGGAGACUGAAAAACAGUUAGAGCUUCUUAAAGAAGAAUUUAAAACAUAUAAAGAGGAAAAAGUAACAAAUGAAAGAAUGUUAUUUGAACAAAUUGAUAAUAUGAGACAGGAGAUAGGGAAACUUACUGCAGCAAAUAGUAAGUGUGCAUCUACUUCUGAAUAUAAUAAUGAAAGACUUAAGAUCUUGCAAACAAACAUUGCCACAUAUAAGAAACAAAUAUCGUCUCUAGAAGAAAAAAAUAAAGCUUAUAAUGCUACAAUUGCCAAACAUGAAGUUUCUUUACAACACUUACGUGACGAAGCACUGAAUGCACAAAGUAAAUUAGCAGCAGCAGAAAUACAGGUAGAAAAUUUGAGACUGGAAUGUAAACUGCUAAAGGAUGCCGAAGCCCGUUUACAAACUGAGAAAGACAUUUUAAAUAGAGAAAGACAAGGGCAGUCUAUGUUAUUGAAAAAUCUGGAGUUGAUAAAGGCAAGCUUAGAACGCGUUGAAGCUGAAAAUCGUUCUAAGCUAGAAACUAGACUGGAUGAAGCGACUAGAGAAUGCUCAGCCCUAAGAAGAAGAUUACAGGAGGAACAAGAUCGUUUUAGAGAAUUAGCAGCACAUCUUGAACGCCAGACUGAUACUGCUAAAACACGUAUGCAAGAGGAAAAGGAUGCAGCAGACGUCAUGAGAAAAGAAAUACAACAAUUACAUGAAGAUCUUUCUGAAAAAAAUAAAUCAAGUGAAGAACUUGCCAGAAGAUUAAAGACUGCAUUAGCGCCUAGUACUGAUGGGGCAUUUGAAACCAUAAAGAGAAUAAGAGAACUCGAAAAUAAAUUAUCUGAUAGAGAAAGUGGAUUAAAAUCUUUACAAGAACAAUUGACGAUUGCUAAAGAACAUAUAAAACAAUAUUGUGACAUAUCAGAAUCAUCAGAAAAAGAAUUGAAAAAUCUUCACAGCGAAUAUGAAUCAUACAAGUCUGAAACAGAAGCAAAAUUGGCUGAUUAUACUCAAAAACUUCAAAAGAUGGAAGAUAAAUGUUCAGAAUUAGAGGCUGAACUAUCUCUUCAUGCAAAUGGUGAACAUUCCAAUAGCAACAGCAUUUUGAGAACCGAAUUAUCAAAUGUAAAGGAAGAACUAAAGAAUGCAUUCAAUAACUUUGAGAACUGUCGAACAGAACUUGAAUCAGCUCGUGGAGAAAUCACUAAAUUGUCGGAAGCAGUUCAAAAUGCUGAAGAAAAGUAUACGCACGAAAUGAUUUUACAUUCCAGUGAUAUUCAAGUUCUUUCACAAGUAAAAGAAGAGUUAUCUCGAGUACAGAAUCAAAUAAAUGAAUUGGUUGCUCAAAAGAACAGUGCUUUCGAAAAACUAGAAACUGAAAAGACAGCUUGGGAAGAAAGACAGAAAAUCCUUAUAAGUGAAAAUGAUCAACUAGCUCAACGCUUGAAAGAUCUAAAUGAUCAAAAUACCUUAUUGCAUGAUCAAAUUCAAGCUUUAGGUACACAGUUAUCAGUUUCACAUGCUUCUAGAUCAUAUUCUGAAAGUAUGAGUGAGUCUGCCAAUGAUUCAUUAAAUGUGUCUAUGAGUGAAGAAGAUGGAAAAUCUUCUGAACAGUUAUUCCAAAUAGUCAAAUUUUUAAGAAAAGAAAAAGAUAUUGCUAUGGCUAAAUUUGACAUUCUACAGGCUGAAACAAUGAGACUUAAAUCACAACUAGAAAUAACAGAAAAACAACUUGACGAUGCAAAGUUAGUUUUGGCUGCAGAAAGGGAAAGAUCUGAAGUUACAAUGGUAACUGUUAAUAAACAAUCCGAUAUUUUAAGAAAAGUUGAAACUCUAAAUGCUCUUACUGACAGCAAUAGAAUUUUGAGAGAAGAACGUGAUAACCUCUCAACUCGUGUUGAAGAACUCACAACUUUAGUAAAAUCUCUUGAAGAUAAACUCUCUCCUUUACAAGAAAAGAUAUCAGAUGUAACAUCUAAAAAUGAAACUUUGGUUUCUGAAAACACAGCACUCAAGGCAGAUUGUGCUAGAUGGAGAGCUAGAGUAAAUGCUUUGAUCGAAAGAGCAAAUAAAACUAGCCCGGAAGAUUGGAAGAGACUUCAAAAUGAGCGUGAAACUUUGGCCAAGAUGUUAACCAAUGAAAAGGAAACUGUAAGAAAACUCAGUGAAGAACUGGGCACUGUGAAAGUAGAGAAAACGAAAAUAGAAGAGCAGUACACAUUAAUAUCCAGACAACAAAACCAGCUGGUGGAAGAAAACAAGAAGCUAAAUGAAGAACUACAGGUACUUAAGGAUGAUUUGUCGCGACUUACUGAAGAAUUAACUAAAUUAAAGGCUGAAGUUUUGUCUGCUAAUGAAUCCAACAUCAAAUUAUCUGAUGAGUUGUCCACUAAAGAUGCUUCUUUAACAGAUAUAAGAAAUAAAGAAAUGCAAAUUAGAAAGAUUGCUAAGAAGUAUAAGGCUCAAUAUGAAGAACUUGUAAAAACAACUGAAGAAGAUAAGAAGAAAUCUGAAGGAGAAGUAGCUGCCGCUGGCUCUGCAAUGGCAGAAAGUACUAAACGCCUGGAAGAUCAGCUGAGUGAGCUUCAAUCUCAAUUGGAAACUGAAAGAGCUAGUAAUGAACAGCUGAAACAAGAAUUGGAAGCAUUAAGAACUGCUAAUUUAGAUAAAGAAGAUAAAGCUAAACAAGUGUUGAAACAUGCGAAAAGUAAAAUAGUUCAGCUAACUGAAUUAAAAAAUUCUCUAAGUCGAGAGUUGGAUGAAUCACGUAACCUCGCUCAGAGCACUCGUGACGAGCAAGACGUUCGCUUGGCCCUUAUCAAGUCACAGUAUGAGGGCCGUUUAUCUCGACUCGAAAAAGAGCGAGGCGAAGCACAAGCCGAAAAAGCUAGAGAAGUAGAGGCAUUGAUGCAAAAAGUAAACAUGCUGCAAAGACAAUUAGCUAACCAGUCUUCAGGGUCAAAGCAACAAACUACGACGGAAAAGACCACUACGGAUCCGCCCACCGCUAACAUCAAACCUAUGGCUGGCGUGGCGCAGCCGAGCGCGCACUCGUCGCGGCGCGGAGGCGAGACGCCGCUGGCGUCCAUCCGGCCGAUGGCGCAGGUGGGCCCCACCGCCCCGCACGACGCCCACAGCACCGAGUACAUGCCCGCCUCCUCCUCCCGCCCUCUGCCCCGCGCCGCCCUCGCCGCCUCCACCGCGCCUCCAGAGUCCACGCAGGAUAUGGACACCAGCGAAGCUGGUAUGGGCAGUUCCGGAUCUAGCGAAAGUAAUGCUCAACCUUCAACACAUUCCCAGGCUCCACAACAGGCCGUAGCGCUAGUGAUGCCGCGCAUCGAGCAAGCGAGCGGCGCGGCGACCGGCGCGGGCGGCGUGUCGGCGAGUUCGCUCGCGCCCAGCGUCGCCUCGCCACAGCCGCCGCCCGCUCCUAUCACAGGGACAACAAGCGGCGCACAGAGCACAGCGAGUUGCGCAGGCGCAUCAACAGGCGUGAGCACGUCGCACGCGCCCGCCGGCGUCAGCACGUCCGCGCCGGCCGGCGUCAGCACGUCUGCGCACGCGCCGCCCGAACAGCGCCCCGCCAAACGGCGCUUGGCCGCACGACCGCUCACCGCUAAGAGGACGAGAGUGCAGGGCUUUGAGAGAUCUGUGGAAGUGGAGUACCAAGUGCCGACGUCGUCGCGCUGCGAGGACGACGAGGGCGUCAUCGUGGUCGACUCUGAAGAGGACGACGAGAGGUGCACCGGCACUAUGUACAGGGAAGGUGAGGAAGACGAAGAAGAUAUGGAGGAAGAACAGGAAGUGGAAGGAGGCGAAGAGGAGGAGGAGCCUGAGGGUGACGACGGAGAAAGUGCUGCGCGACAGGAAUCACCGGCGCAGUCGCCGUCGGGCGGUGAGGAGGGUGAGGAGGUCGGGGAGGAGGCGGAAGAGGGAGAGGAGGGCGGCGCGCCCGAGCCGGACAGCGAGCCCGCGCCCGCGCGUCCGCAGAUCGAGGCCAUCAGCAGCGGCACCGAGCCAAGCGGGACACUGUCAUUGGGUGGUAACGGUGGUGAUGACGGAGACGACAGCAUAGUUCCUUCUACUCCCACUUUAUAUGUUCCGAGGCGCAACGACGGGUUCGGUGAGGCGGUGGUAUCGCCGCUGGGCGCUGGCCUGGGCCCUAGCGCAGCGACGUCGGCGCACGCGGCGCGGUUCACGUUCGCGGAGGCGGGCGGCGGCGCACACCAUGACACUCACGCCGACCUCGCGCCCGCGCUGCCGCCCGCGCAGCUACCCAAGCCCACCACUGACUCGCAGCGCGCUGAAGGUGCGGAAUCUAGGGAUUGGGAAGAAUCUCGGGGCGAGGAAGAGACCACUGCAGUCAGCUCUCAAGGAAGCGAACCAUCUUCGCCGCACCAGCCUUGCGAGGAAGGCCGCGAGGCAGAAGCUAGCGCGGUGAGCGCGCACACGCGGCGCGCGGGCGCCGCCGCGCACUCGCCGCACUCACCGCACUCGCCGCACCAGCCGCCCGCCGCACCCGCGCCCGCGCCCGCGCCCGCCUCCGCGCCCACGCACUCCAACCAGCGCUGGAUGCGGGCAGAUAGCGAAAGUGGAAAUCGAGGACGCGGUAUGAGAUCACGAGGUCGGCCCCCACGACGAUCCCACAAUUAUCAUAGGUUUUAAAAUAUAAUAUCGCCAUACAUUAAAUACAUUUUUUCUAUAUUAAUAAAUAUUAAAUGUAUUGUUCACUUACGCGUCGAAAACGCCGUAGAUUUACUAUUUCUCAAGUUCAUGUGGACAUUUUAUAAUUUACUCACAUUUUUGAAAUUUUGUUCAAUUUGUAAUUUUAAGUUUAAUCAGGACUAGUACCGUAACUACUUAAAUAAGGAUGCCACGCGAAUUUUGUCUAAUUUUGUGAUUUAUAAAAUACAAUUUAUCUGAAGUAUUUCCAUAUAUAAGACUUAAUAUUGGUGUGUAAUUAUUUUUUGGGUAAUAUUAGUUAAUAAAAACUUGAAAAAUA